UUUGUUUACAUUCUCUAGGCAAAUCCGUCUUGCUAGGCCGUAUUAAUUGUAGAUAUUGUAUAGAUUUUUUAAUUAUUUUUUUGGUUAAAACAGUAAUAAGAAACAUUAAUUUUGAUCAUUAAUCAAGUGCACUAGAAAAACUUAAAUCCUAUGCUUACUUCCUGCCAAUCACAAUGAGAAUAAAUGAGCAUAUAAAAAUCCUGGGCAAACGUGUUAUUCUUGUUCCAUAUGAGGCGAAACAUGUACCCAAAUAUCACGAAUGGAUGCAAUCUAAAGAACUACAAGAGCUAACAGCUUCUGAACCCCUAUCGUUAGAGGAGGAAUAUGAAAUGCAACGAAGCUGGCGGGAAGACGAAGACAAGUGCACAUUUUUGAUACUAUGUCGAACAACCUAUGAUCAAACUCAGGAUGAAAUUCUAUCUUUAGUUGGUGAUACGAAUCUAUUUUUAUCGCUUGAUGAGGAAACAAGCGAAAAAAUUGCCGAAACAGAAAUAAUGAUAGCCGAAGCAAAAGCCAGAGGUAAAGGUUAUGGAUGGGAGGCCAUGUUGCUCAUGAUGAAAUAUGCCCAGGAAAAUUUGUCCAUUGGGAAAUUUGAAGCAAAAAUUGGCAUGGAAAAUGCGAAAUCAAUAAAAAUGUUUGAGAAAAUGCAUUUUAAAGAAGUUCGAAGGGUGGAUGUCUUUAAGGAGAUAACCUAUGAAAGAAUUGUUGACAAGUCAUGGCUGGAGUGGUUGAACAAGGAAGUUAAUUUACAAAUAGAAGUGUAUUAGAGAUCAGCGGCUGAAUUUGGACAAUUUUUUUAAACAAAAUUCUGUUGACAAGAAUAAAAACUAGAAAUUUUUUUAA
This is a messenger RNA of Stomoxys calcitrans (stable fly), 843 nucleotides long. RefSeq names its product alpha/beta-tubulin-N-acetyltransferase 9. Gene Ontology annotation, biological process: protein acetylation. The transcript has 2 exons. Lineage: Eukaryota; Metazoa; Arthropoda; Insecta; Diptera; Muscidae. Gene Ontology annotation, molecular function: N-acetyltransferase activity. The record is from RefSeq and is a predicted model, not a curated record. Bases 174 to 767 code for a protein of 197 amino acids.